UAAUAAAAAAAUGAGGAGAAAAGAAAGAAGAAGAUUAGGGUUAUUGUUAUUUGUUUACUCAUUAUUUUAUUUUUAUUCAAACCACUUUCAACAAGUUCAAACACAAAAAAUAUGACUGUUUCCUAAUGUUCAGCAGACAAGAUCAGUUAAAUAAAAAAACCGGGGAGUUUGGAAUUGGCAGAUACGAUUUCCUCAAACAACUCAUUCAUGAAUUUGCCACCACCACUUCUUUUGAUAAUAAAAAGCAGACAUUGGCAAAUUUAUCAAACUUCGCCUAUGAUCCUAUCAAUUAUGAAUUCAUGAAACAGCUGCAUCUGAUAGAUCUUUUUCUAAAUGUACUCUCUGAUGAUGAAGAAGAGCUCAUACAUUUUGCUCUAGCUGGCUUGUGCAAUAUUGCCUGUGACCCAGAGUGUCAAGAGUACAUAAUUUCUCUGAAUGGAGUGAAGCUGCUAUCCAACUUUUUGCUGCACAAAAAUGAAGAGAUCUCAUUGAAUGCCCUUACUUCAUUGUUUUAUAUACUUGAAUCCAAGAGCACUGAAGUGCCUAAGGAAUUGGAGCAGAAAGUAUUCCAGUAUGAGGCAAGCCCAAAUCCACGUUUAAAAAAUUUGGGCAAGGUAUUUCUCCAAACUCAUUUCAAAAAAUCAUGAUGAGAAUUUCUGAGACAGUUAGAAAGUUCUCUGAUGUGGUUCCAAAAAUGAGAAACUAUGCAGUAGGAGACCAAAUAAUAAUUACCAGAAGAAUUACUGAGGAAGAUAUCAUUACAUUCUCCAGACUUAGUGGAGAUACAAAUCCUAUCCAUUCAAGUGAAAAUGAAAAGGUGGGGAUAGUACAUGGGGCCUUUUUGAAUUCCCUUGUUUCAGGGGUGAUAGGCACCAAACUUCCUGGUCCAGGAAGCAUGGUUGUACAACAGACCUUGAACUUUCCUAG
Molecule: messenger RNA, 927 nt
Organism: Phaedon cochleariae (mustard beetle)
Lineage: Eukaryota; Metazoa; Arthropoda; Insecta; Coleoptera; Chrysomelidae
Source: the annotation of a GenBank genome assembly